UAAUAAGAAGAACCUAGCAGUAAUCGAAAGAAAUCUGCAAAAAUUAGACUUUGACCGAAAGUCUAACCUGGACAAACUAGCAUGUAGAAUGUUAAACAUAGACAUACAACUAUCCGCCACCAGCCACGCCAAGAUGGCAAACAAAAUACUAGCCUUACUAUACUCACAGAUAUGGAUUCCAAGGUUAGCAACUGCAAACACUUCGGAAGUAAAGGAAGUCAAGUGGAAAAGAAACCCCCCUUCAACCGAAAGCUCCAGCAGCACUCACUCCCCAAAAGCUAUCUCAGAGAAUAAAAAUUUACUUGAGCUAAUAAUGGAAAUCACAGACUCAUAG
Messenger RNA from Acaulospora morrowiae, 334 nucleotides. The record is from the annotation of a GenBank genome assembly. Lineage: Eukaryota; Fungi; Glomeromycota; Glomeromycetes; Diversisporales; Acaulosporaceae.